UAUAACCUCAUAACAGUUUUAUGUACUCUUUGAAUAAUUUUAGAAAUUUAAAGAAUAACAAUAAACAUAGCAUAAAAGUAAAAUGAUAAAACCAUCAGCAUUGAUAAAUUUAGUGUCAAAAAGGGGAAUUUGUUUGACAGCAGCAAGAGAAGGUAAACGAAAUUUUCGGAAAUUCGUCAUCCCCAACAAAAGAGGUUCAAGAAUCCACAAGGAGCAACAGAAGUCAGCAAAUAGAGAACUAGAGAUAGACAAGCGGGGUGUUCGUGAUGUUGGAUAUUACUUAAAUGGAAAAUUCGUCAAAGUCCCCGAAAUGAUACCAGAAAUAAUUGUGCCCGAUUUAACAGAUUUUAAAUUAAAACCUUACGUUUCUUAUAAAGCCGAAGAUGUUAUACAGAGUGAAUUUACAGCAGAGCAUCUUUUUAAUUCAAUUUACAGCAAAAAAAUUGCCAAAGAUUUUAAAGAAGAUAAAUUAGAUGCUGAUGGUCAACCACUUGAGCCCUCGGAGGAAGAAAAAUUACAAGCAGAUGAAGCUGUUAUGAGAGCAAAGAGAACUGGUUCAGAUAUAUUUUAAAUGUUGUAUAGUUUCCUUAGUAUAGAUGUUUAGUAAAUAU
Molecule: messenger RNA, 611 nt
Organism: Papilio machaon (common yellow swallowtail)
Lineage: Eukaryota; Metazoa; Arthropoda; Insecta; Lepidoptera; Papilionidae
Gene: mRpL41
Product: 39S ribosomal protein L41, mitochondrial
Exons: 1
Coding region: 83-571 (162 amino acids)
Biological process (GO): translation
Cellular component (GO): mitochondrial large ribosomal subunit
Molecular function (GO): structural constituent of ribosome
Source: RefSeq, a predicted model, not a curated record